Molecule: messenger RNA, 6252 nt
Organism: Gryllus bimaculatus (two-spotted cricket)
Lineage: Eukaryota; Metazoa; Arthropoda; Insecta; Orthoptera; Gryllidae
Source: the annotation of a GenBank genome assembly
AUCGAGGUCUCGAUCGAAAUUUGACUAUCCUUGAACGCCGAAAAAAUAUUUAAAAAUUAUAAAACUUGUGUGGCGACGCAGAAAACAUUACAAGUACUACUACAUAAUCACCUACUACACUAUUGUUGCUAUGUGCAAUCUUUGAACGAGUCUUAUUCAGAUUUUGGUAUAUUAUGCAGUGAUAUUGUUUUAAAGUGAGAUAUUUUACAAGAAGAGUUAAUAAACCAUACGAUGUGUUCAGAGGGUGUGAUCAACUAUAGUUCUUUGUAUUUUUCUUACCACUUACCCAGUCAGGGGUAUGGAAAACCCGGAAAUAAGGAUGUAUGCUGUUGAAAACAUAUUUCCUGUAGAAGGUUGGAUUUCCAGAAUGUGGCCAUCGGCGUUGCAGUCUCAGCAACAACAGCAGCAGCAUCAACAGCAGCAGCAGCAGCAACAGCAACAGUUGCAGCUGCAACAGCAAAAUCAACAACAGGCAGGAUUACGAACUCUAGGAAUGACCUCUGCAAUUAGCUUAGCUUUGCCAAAAGCUCUUGACUACCAAAAAACAGAAGAACUGAAAGAAACCCUUAAGCCUUACAAUGUAUUUGAAACUGAUGAAGAACUUAAUCAUCGGAUGGAAAUUUUAAGUAAAUUGAAUUCUUUAGUGAAAGAAUGGAUUUGUGAUGCAAGUGUAAAACGCAAUAUGCCUCUGAAUGUGGCAGAACAAGUUGGUGGUAAAAUUUACACAUUUGGAUCAUAUCGUUUGGGUGUCCAUCACAAAGGUGCCGACAUUGAUGCUUUGUGUGUAGCACCUAGACACAUUGAUCGAUCUGAUUAUUUUACAUCUUUCUUUGAUCUUCUGAAGCAGCAAAGAGAAGUGACUGAUCUACGUGCUGUGGAAGAGGCCUUUGUUCCUGUUAUUAAAAUGAAUUUUGAUGGAAUUGAGAUAGAUAUGCUGUUUGCAAGAUUGGCUUUGAAAGAAAUUCCUGACACUAUGGACUUGAGAGAUGACAAUCUAUUGAAAAAUCUUGAUCAGAAGUGUGUACGAAGUUUGAAUGGUUGUCGUGUGACAGAUGAAAUUUUGAGACUUGUUCCCAACAUUGAGAGUUUUCGCCUAGCCUUGAGGGCUAUAAAAUUGUGGGCCAAACGACAUGGCAUCUACAGUAAUGCUUUAGGAUAUUUAGGUGGCGUGUCUUGGGCCAUGCUUGUUGCUCGCACUUGCCAAUUAUAUCCCAAUGCAGUGGCAGCUACACUAGUGCAAAAGUUUUUCCUAGUCUUCUCACAGUGGAAGUGGCCUCAGCCAGUACUUUUGAAGCCACCUGAUAAUGUGAAUUUAGGUUUUCCUGUUUGGGAUCCAAGGGUUAAUGUUUCAGAUCGGUAUCAUUUGAUGCCAAUAAUUACACCUGCAUAUCCUCAGCAAAAUUCUACUUUUAAUGUGUCCAUUUCCACUAGAACUAUAAUGCAAGAGGAAUUUAAACAGGGUUUACAAAUGACUGAAGACAUUAUGAGUGGAAAAGCAAAUUGGGAUAAACUCUUUGAACCACCAAAUUUUUUCAGUAAAUACAAGCACUUUAUUGUAUUACUGGCUAGCUCAGCAACUGCUGAGGAUCAACUAGAAUGGUGUGGGCUUGUUGAGUCCAAGGUACGCCACUUAAUUGGGAAUUUAGAGCGAAACCAACAUAUAACUCUUGCCCAUGUCAACCCAGAAGGUUUCACUCCCAUAGACCCUGAACCCAAUAAAUUCUGCACUAUGUGGUUCAUUGGUUUGGUAUUUGCUAAGACUGAAAAUUUGAAUGUAAAUCUCACCUAUGACAUUCAGUCCUUCACAAAUUCAGUGCAUCGUCAAGCAGCAAUUAUAAAAAUGUUGAAAGAUGAUAUGAAAAUAGAAGCAAGACAUGUGAAGAAAAAACAGUUGCAUUUGUAUGUUUCCCCAAGUAUAUUAAAAAGAGAGAGGAAGUCAGUCGUUACUCCUACAAGUACUCCUCUUCAACAACGUAAUGGUGCAACCUUGGCUGCUGCUGUAGCAAUUGCAGAAGCUGAGGCAGUGACUGCUGCUGAUAUUGCCAUAGCAGGAGAUCACCAAGUACAAGCUGGCACUAAACGCCCUUCCACUUCCCCUGUACCAGAUUCAAUAAAGAAAAUAAAAAUGGGUUCUGAUGAUGGAUCAAAUCUGGGUGAUGACUCUCCCAGCAACUCUAUUGUUGUUCAUUGUGGUGAUGAUUCCAAUUCAGCUGAUGAUCAUGCUCUUGUUAGUGGUCGUCUGAAACUGGCGGAAGAAGCUCGUGUAUCACCUGAACCUGAAGCUGUAUCCAAAAAGGAACCAACAAAGGCUAAUUCUCUGCAUGAGGAAUAUGAGAGCAGCCUUGUAACUUCAAAACGUGAGUCGCUGAUGGGCAUCUAUGUACUUAGAGCAGUGUUAAUGGCUCUGUCAUUCAAGGCCCAAGAUAAAGCGUUCCAGACUUCACAUGCACAAUAAAUAUGUAGGUUAACAAAACUUGCGUAAUGCCAGAUUUAUACUUAGUUUCAAUAUUAGGCUAACAGGUCAAGAAAUUUUCUUACUUGUAAAACCUAUUGUUGUUAAUUAAAUUAAAUGUAUUUUGGUUUAAAAUUCUUCCUAUGAGAGGAAUCAAUUUGUGUUGUUGUUAGUGUUCAGAUUUGGUAAAAUAUGUGCCAGAGAUUGCAAAUUUAGCAGGAAAACAAAAAGCUGCCAAAUUUGUUAAUUGUAUAUGUAUAUAAUUCAAACACUUUUUAAUGAUUUAUAGAUAUUUAUUUACUUAAAAGUAAUGAAAGGAGUUGAUUUUCUGAAUAUGGUAUUAUUGCUAAUGUGUCUGUAAGAACCAUAGUAGUAUCCUACUCUUGUUUAUUAUGCUUGUUAUUGUGUGUUAAUUUAUUUUAAUAAUUAUAUAUUGUACAGUAGUUACAGAAGGCAUACUAUCAGAACAUUGUUCCAGGAACUAUGUGAUUGGUUUCUAUGUAUUUUACAUUACUAUCAGGUUUUUGUCAUAUUGUAGAUAGCCUUCAUGACUCCAUUGUUAUCUGCAUAUAUAAAAGGGUUGUAAAAUGGAUAUUUGAGAGAAGUCUGUAUGUAGAAUGUUUUAAACCAUAACUAGUGACUGUCAAGGUGCUUUGAAAACAGCAUUAAUUUCAAUAAUGAAUAAUUGACAUGUUGGCAUCCUUGGCAAAGUGUUAUGAACCUCAUUUCAAUUUCAUCGACCAGUUGGGAGAAUAUAUUGCAUGUGGUAACAGUAACAUAAAAUGUGAAGUCGUUGAUUUUAACCAAAUGUUUUGAGGCAGAAGGUGUGUAUAAAAUGAUAUUCCUAUAAUAUGAACAAACUCAAUGCCAUGAUAGUGAGUCUUCUGCAUUAGUAAUUCCACUUUGACUGGAGAAAAAAGUGUAAUGUGAUGAAAUGUCUUAGGAUUAGUCAAUUUUGACAAGUCAAACUGUUCACCAUUGUAUUCCACAUAGUUAUUCCUGUAUUAUGAAAAGUGUUUUCUGAAGAAUGCAGAAAUUCAUGAAACUUUGGAAUGACAGUUAUGGAACUUUUUUAAUUCUUCUGAUUGACAAUAAAAUUGUGUGAAAGCCACACAAUUUGAGAAAUGAUUUCGUAGAAGGGGUGUUUUUUUCCCCCCUUUAUGUUAAAAUUACUGCCAAUAUAAAUACAAGAAUAUCUUUCUUUUUGCAUUUUAGAAUUUUAAACUCCAGCCCUAUAUGGAAUUGAGUUAUUAUUUACUUAUGAUUAAUUUACCGUUUUCUUUUUUCCUUUCAUUCUUUCCUUGGUCUGUCACAUAAACUGAUUUUUUGAUCUUGAUAUUUGUCAUCCUUUUUCUUGGAAUCAUAUAAUGAAAAACAGCUUUGUAAUUAGUUGCGAUUUCUUCUGUAGUAAUUUUUAUGUUGCAAUUAAAUGUGACAUUCAAGUAAGUUUUGAUGAGCGUUAAUUAGUUGUGGAAAUAUGUCUAAUUGGUGAAUUUUCAAUGAAAAAAGAUCGUAACGAGUUGACAUAAUUGUUAUAAUUGCAAUGUUGAGUAUAAUUUAAAUGGAGUGUGGGAAUAAUCUGUAGUCCUUAGUAUCCAGAAAAAUACAAUGAAAUGUACAAAGUGUUCUCUAAUUGGUAUUUUCCAUAUUGUUAAAGAAUGAUAAAUAAUUUACCAAAAAUGUAUUACCAUGUGAUCACAGCUCUCAAUUUUUUUCUUGUAAUAAGAAUCCCAUAAUUUUUUUAUAUAUUUUCAGUUUUUUCAUGUUUGUAAGUAGUAUUGUUGAACAUGACAGGGAAAGGUUUACAUCCUUUAUUGUUUUGUGGUUUACAUUAUAAAGAAUAUUUUAUGAUUGUGAAAUCUUAAGUAAAUAACUACAUCUGUAAUUGUUUCAUAGGAUUUCAGUCUCCGUAGUUAUUCUUUGGUGCAUAUUCGUACCUAGUAUAAUUUGUAGAAUAUAUUUUUUUUAAAUUUUCAUUUAUUUGAAUCGUCGUGGAAUGUCUUCCCAAUUUUUCUUUGUUUUAAUGAACAAAGCCACCAAUGGAGGGUGAAGUAUAGGUGAAUUGAUGUAAUACUAAUCAUAAAUGCAUCUAUUAUGAUGUGCAUGUGAUGUAUUGUCCAUUUAUUGAAUUAUUUUGCUGAUAAGCAAUUCUUAAAAAGUCUUGUUAUAAGAGCCUAGGCGAGUUGGGAAUGAUUGUGGUGAACAAUUUGAUUGGAUUUAAACAUUUUUUGUAAAUGCUCAUGACACCUAAAGAGUGUAUUUUGCUGGGGUCUGUAUAACGUGUAGCAAGUUGUGUUCACAUUCCGACAAAGAAUGCUAAAUGUUUAGUUUGUUUUAUUAUCUGUAUUGUACUUGUGUAUUUCAGACUUAUUGAGCCAUGCUGAAGUAUACACAAUGCCAGUAUGUGUGUUUUUUAUAACUGUUCCCGAUUUGGAUGUCUCUUUUGUAAAUAAUGGUCACAUCACCUGCUGACUGUUGAAUUGCAUUGAAGGGAGCCUUGGAAGAGUUGGAACAGAUACGAUGAAUCUAUACACUGUGUGUAUCUUGUCAUCUUCGUAGGUUUUAAUGUUUGUUUCCCUUUCUAAUCUUUCUAUAUUAUUUAUAAGGUAAUUUGAAUACAAUUACUGUUCGUACUUUUUAUACCCUUGCAGCGUUUCAGAAAAAGUAGAAUAAAAUAAUAGCGUGGAAGCAACUUGCUCAUUCAUGGCGAACAAAAAGAGAUUGACAGUGUGAUUUGUGCAAUACAGUGUUUAACCGUUGUAAUGAUUAAUAAUGAUUCUCUGAGUAUGGUUCAGUCUUUACUUCCGAUAUAUAUUAAAAAAAAAAUAUAAAAAAAAAAAAAUUACAAAAACAAACACGAACUGUAAGUGAGCAUAUACACAGCUGAUGUUUAAUGUGUGUAGUUUCUUUAUACUCCUGCCAAGUAUUCUGGCUGUAGAGCGUAUCUCUUUAUAUUUUUGUAUUAAGCACCAAUAUAAAAGAAUUCUGAAAAUGAAUAUUGGUUUGUGUACUAUUUUGAGUAUUUACCGAGUAAAUUGUAUUGUAGUAUUGUCAUUAAUAAUAAGUAGAACAUUAGAAAGGAAAUUGAUUUACAUGUUGAAAGGAAGUCUGUUGUCCAUCGCCUCCCCUCCCCCCCCCAAGUUUUUUUUUCAAUUUCUUUUGAUAUUUUUACUAUAUGAUUUGUACAAACACAAUGAACAGCAGUGAAGUCAGUGCAAUUAAUUAUUUUGAUUGAUGCAGAGUUUGUGGGGUGGAAUGAAAUGAUUUGUUUAUUACCAUUGUGGUUAACAUGGUUGGGAUAGAAGAGUGAAAGUAUACACUCAAAUUGAUUGUGUAGAUGGAAGUACUUGCGUUGAAUCUAUACAUCAGAUUUUUAUCUUGAAGAUAAAAGAAUGUUGUUCAUUGUAAACAUUUCGUGUAAAAGUGUUUCACAUUAUUCAUUAUUUUCCGUCUCAGGUAUUUUUAACAAAAACCUUAAUUUAUUACUGUCAGGCGUUAUUGUAGUCAGAAUAGGAUAAUGACAUAGCUUUGCUGUAUUUGUGGAAUCACUGUGAUUUGCAAGGUGUCAAUCACUGUGAAUUAGUGGAAGAAUGCUUUUUUUUAUGAUACAUAGUUGUGUUAAGAAUGUGAUGAAUUUUAUAACUAAAAAAAUUAAUGCAAAUGUUACUUGUACUCAAAAGACCCUGUACCUGCAGGUUUAAAAGUUCAUAAAAAUGAAGUAAUGUUUAUUUGGGUACAAAAUGUAAGUAGUUAUCCAGGAAGUGGAAUGAUAUAAAAUUAUGCAAUUUAUUAAUCAUAAA